Molecule: messenger RNA, 2868 nt
Organism: Tripterygium wilfordii
Lineage: Eukaryota; Viridiplantae; Streptophyta; Magnoliopsida; Celastrales; Celastraceae
Product: pentatricopeptide repeat-containing protein At3g22150, chloroplastic-like
Exons: 1
Coding region: 232-2694 (820 amino acids)
Biological process (GO): RNA modification
Molecular function (GO): RNA binding; protein binding
Source: RefSeq, a predicted model, not a curated record
AGACAGGUAUUAGGUAAUCGUUGAUGUUUCUUCAAAAUGAUGUCCUUGAAGACCCGCCACUGAUUUAUCUAUGAAUAAUACGUCCAAAACGUUAUCUGCUUUCGAGAGGAGUUAAAAAACUGGACACGAGAGAGCGAUCCACGAAUUCUACUGCAAGUGCAGGUAACCAACGAAACUAUAUCAACCAACCAACAGAACAAUAUCACAAACAGGACGGGAUUACAAAGAAGAAUGGCCACUACCAGAUUCUCACCAGUGGCUUCAUCAUCAUCAGCUCUUCCUCUCUCUACACCGUCAAUUCAGAGUCUCCGUGACAACUACUCUCUCCAACUCAUUCCACCACCAAACCCAACUCUCAAAACCCCUACAAUCCGCUCUCGCCUUAGCAAGCUCUGCCAAGAUGGGCAGCCACAUCUUGCGCGCCAACUGUUUGAUACAAUUACGCAACCAACCACUACUCUUUGGAAUACCAUCAUCAUCGGAUUCAUCUGCAACAAUCUGCCAGAUGAGGCCAUCUUGUUCUACAUUCGGAUGAAAAAUGCAUCUCCCCUCGUUAAAUGUGACUCUUACACUUACUCAUCUUCCCUCAAGGCCUGCGCCGAGACCCGCAAUUUGUUGGUAGGCAAAGCGGUGCACUGCCAUCUUAUUCGUUGUUUAUCGAAUCCGAGCAUGAUCGUCUAUAAUUCUCUCCUGAAUAUGUACUCUACGUGUUUAAGUACAGCGGAUGGUGAAGUGGGUCUUUGCGAUUUUUCAAAUUAUGAUUUCGUUCGCAAAGUGUUUGACACAAUGCGUAAAAGAAAUGUGGUUGCUUGGAACACCAUGGUUUCGUGGUAUGUCAAGACAGAGAGAUGCAAAAAGGCAGCGCAGCAAUUUAGGCUGAUGAUGGCAAAGGGUAUAAAACCAACCGCUGUGAGUUUUGUUAAUGUUUUUCCUGCGCUCUCAAGUAUUGGAGAUUAUAGUAAUGCUAAUGUGCUCUAUGGGAUGGUAAUUAAAUUGGGUAAUGAAUAUGUGAACGACUUGUUUGUUGUUAGUUCUGCGAUAUCCAUGUACAUGGAGCUUGGUUAUCUUGACAUCGCAAGGAAGAUUUUUGACAAUUGCCUGGACAGGAAUACUGAGAUAUGGAACACUAUGAUUGGGGAGUAUGUCCAGAGAAAUUGUCCACUUGAAGGCAUUGGACUUUUUCUUCACGCAAUGGACUCAGAUAAUUCCAUUCUAGAUGAUGUAAGUUUUCUCUCAGCACUAACUGCAAUUUCACAGCUGCAAUGUCUAGAGUUAGCUCAACAGCUGCAUGCCUAUAUAAUUAAGAAUUUAGAAGCAGUACCAGUAAAUGUGCUGAAUGCAAUUGUUGUCAUGUAUUCAAGGUGCAAUUCUAUCCAAGCUUCCUUUGAUGCUUUUAGUCAGAUGCGAGAAAGGGAUGUUGUUUCAUGGAAUACGAUGGUUUUUGCUUUUGUGCAGCAUGGACUUGAUGAUGAAGGGUUGAUGCUAGUGCAUGAAAUGCAGAAACAAGGAUAUAGGAUAGAUUCAGUGACAGUGACUGCUCUACUAUCAGCAGCAUCAAACCUUCAAAACCAUCACAUUGGAAGGCAGACCCAUGCUUAUCUCCUUAGGCAUGGCUUACAAUUUGAUGGAAUGGACAGUUAUCUUAUAGACAUGUAUUCCAAAUCUGGAUUGAUUAGAACUGCACAACUACUUUUUGAGAAAAGCAGUAUCGCCAGUAAAGAUCAAGCAACCUGGAAUGCUAUGAUAGCUGGGUACACCCAGAAUGGGCUAACCGAUAAUGCUUUUAUAACCUUCAGACAGAUGUUUGACCACAAAUUAUCUCCCAGUGCUGUUACCUUGGCAUCUGUUCUCCCUGCUUGUAAUCCUAUGGGAAGUAUAAAUUUGGGUAAGCAACUUCAUGGUUUUUCAAUUCGCCAUUGCUUGGACGAAAAUGUCUUCGUGGCAACUGCUCUAAUUGACAUGUAUUCCAAAUCAGGUGCCGUCAGCUACGCAGAAAAUGUCUUUUAUAAUACCUUAGAGAAGAACUCAGUCACAUACACCACUAUGAUAUUGGGAUAUGGUCAAAAUGGGAUGGGCAAGAGAGCCCUCUCACUUUUUUACUCAAUGCAGGCUUCAGGCGUCAUACCUGAUUCCAUUACCUUUAUUGCUGUCUUGUCAGCUUGUGGUUAUGUUGGUUUGGUUGAUGAAGGUCUUCAAAUAUUCAAUGCUAUGGAGAGAGAGUACAACAUUCAACCAUCAACUGAGCACUAUUGUUGUGUUGUAGACAUGUUAGGGAGGUUUGGAAGGGUGGUUGAAGCUCACAAGUUUGUUGAACAACUGGGUGAAGAGGCUUCCACAUUGGAAAUAUGGGGAUCACUUCUUGGGGCUUGCAGGCUUCAUGGAUAUGUUGAAUUGGGAGAAGCUGUUGCCAAUAAGUUGCUUGAAAUCGAUGCAGGGAAUGGCAAAGCAGGCUAUCACCUCUUGCUCUCAAAUAUAUAUGCAGAGAAAGGUUAUUGGGAAAGGGCUGACAGAGUGAGGAAGGAAAUAAGGGAAAGGGGUUUGAGAAAGGAGGUUGGAUGUAGCUGGAUAGAGGUUGCAGGACAUUUGAGUCAUUUUGUGUCUAGGGAUCAAGAGCAUCCUCGGUCCAAUGAUAUAUAUGAAAUGUUGGAAGGAUUGGCCGUGGAUAUGACAGAUCGUGUCCAUGGGUCAUUUUGAAAUUCCAAUCCAGACGAAGACCCCUAGUUUGAACGAAUAAUGAUGGAAAGGUAGAUAGCACAAAUCCCUUGUCGCAUGUAUGAAUUAACAUCUAACAGUGAGGGCCUACAUCAAUUGUUCACAAUCUGAAGACUCCAAGUUACAGUCAAAUGUUCGAUUUUGUGUUUUUGGAUG